AUGCAGCCAGCCGUGUGCCGCAGGAUGCAAAGCAAGAUCAGCGGCGGGCGGAAACGGAUGAACGCUACGGGCGAACCUAUGCAGGUUGGCCUUGUUCCUGGCGAGCCGCUAAGUCCCGUGUCCGAGCGGACAACGGUCAAGAAACAGGAUGAAGUUCCCACCACUCCUAACGUGGAGUGCACGCGUGCGAAUCCUGCCACACCUGGGGUCUCAACGCCUGAAGAGACGUUGGCGCCUAAACCAUGCCGUGCAUUUCUCGGCUCACCAGGAGGCGCUAGCCUUGCAGAUUCGAAUGCGGCGGCUGACGAACCGGAGCAGGAAUUGAGGAAACUAUUCCAUGGCCGACACGAGGAGGCCACGCUCUGGCUACGGAGAUUUUCGCAGUUUCAGAUGUUUCAGAUGUUCCUGUGCCCAGCUAUGCCAUCCUGUGCCCAGCUACUAGGUGAUGUCGUCCACUCGGAACAGAAUCGCCCACUGAGCUCCAUCAGCACCAGUGCUGGGCCGACUCCAAGUCCCGAUGGCCGAACGAGUCCUGGCUUCACCCCAUCCUCUGCUGGUCCAGGGCGGCGCGGAAACUACGCUGGCAAGUUGAGAGCUCUCCAAAGUGAUGCGGGGCGAGAUGUUUCCAAGGCUCUUCCCGCACAGGUUCGGAAGGUCUUUGUUGGUGGAAUUCCUCAGGAUAUGCAGCAGGAGGGCCUCACACAGCUCUUCAGCGAGUGGGCCCCAGUCAAAAAGGCUUGGGUGCAGCGCUUCAAAGAUGUCACCAAGUCGAAGGUGACCCAAACUACCCACAACCACCGUGGUUUUGGCUUCGUGAUUUUCCAUGACACCAGCGCUGUUGACCAGAUCCUGGGCAACGCAGACUCAAAGUUCAUUAAGACAAAAGAUGGGCACCACCAGCUUGAAGUGAAGCGUGCCAUCAGCAGCUCUGAGAUGCCUGAUGGCGCGAGGCAAGCCCCUGAUGACUCUAAUCCUUCAAAAGGACGUGGUUUUCAGCAAAAGUCGCCGCCCGUGGUCUCUGAGCCUGUCUUGCGCUGA
This is a messenger RNA of Cladocopium goreaui, 1038 nucleotides long. The record is from the annotation of a GenBank genome assembly. NCBI's taxonomy places the organism in Eukaryota, Dinophyceae, Suessiales, Symbiodiniaceae.